This is a messenger RNA of Chenopodium quinoa (quinoa), 1383 nucleotides long. RefSeq lists its product as uncharacterized. The transcript has 6 exons. The record is from RefSeq and is a predicted model, not a curated record. The coding region runs from base 464 to 1135 and encodes 223 amino acids. Lineage: Eukaryota; Viridiplantae; Streptophyta; Magnoliopsida; Caryophyllales; Amaranthaceae.
GUUUUUUUUUUGAAGGUGGUAAAUUCGACAAAGUCGUUAUUUGAAGGUGGUAAAAAUCAAAAUUUCCUUAAUUUUAUGGAAACAAAAAUUUAAGUAUGGGUAGCGAACUUUUCAAUUGUGGUGGAAGAUAUUAUAGCUUCCAAUAAUUGCUUUAUUAUUUUUAUCAUAAUCAACCAUUAAAAAAAAUAAAAAAUUAAAGUAUUACUCAAUUACCGAGUCUUGAGUCCCUUCGACAUUAGUAUUAUUUAAAAUACCCGAUAUUAAUACGUAACAGAGAGGGUAUAUUCUUUUCAACGUGUCAAAUCAAAACGAUACGAGCCUUAUUUACAUGCUUCUUUCGGCAAAGGUCUUUGGGCCUUUAUUCACCCACCAAAACAACCCAAACUCCAAAUGAUCUCAACAACACAAACUUCUCAAAGAGAGAGAGACACACACCAAGAAAGCAGCUUAAAGCUUAAAAACAAUGGCACAUUCAAUCAGCUACCAUUUCACCAACAAAAACAUCAUUAAACAACAAAACACCCAUCAUUUUAUAAACCCCUCUCUAAAUCUCAGCAUCCUUUCUUGUCAACAACAACAACAAAUAAAACCCAAUGCCCAAAUUAAUAGAAGGGAAAUCAUACUAAGAAGCAGUGAAUUUGCUACACUUGCAGCAAUCUUCCAUUUCAGUGGAACAAAACCAGAAUAUUUGGGAGUGCAAAAGAAUCCACCUUCAUUGGCCUUAUGCCCUGCAACUAAAAAUUGUCUUUCCACUUCUGAAAACUCAUCUGACACUUCCCAUUAUGCCCCUCCUUGGAACUACAACCCUGAAGAAGGGAGAGGGAGCAAGAAACCUGUGAGUAGAGAAGUGGCAAUGCAGGAGCUUCUUGCAGUUAUUGAAUCAACAAAACCGGAGAAUUUCACACCCCGGAUCAUGGAGAAGAAAGACGAUUAUGUGCGUGUGGAAUAUGAAAGUCCCAUAAUGGGGUUUGUUGAUGAUGUGGAGUUCUGGUUUCCUUCGGGGAAGAAGUCAAUUGUGCAGUAUCGUUCUGCAUCUCGUUUAGGGAGUUUUGAUUUUGAUAUGAAUCGAAAAAGAAUCAAGGCUUUAAGGCAAGAGCUGGAGAAGAAAGGAUGGGCUUCAGAAAAUACUUACUAGCCAUAGUUUAUGAAGUCUCAAUGUAUGUGGGAGAUUCAGUUCUUCUAUUAGUGAUUCGAUUCCAUUUCCCUUUACGAACAAUCAGGAAGUAUUAAAGAAUAAAAAUGCCCAAGUAAUACUUCCAAACUGACUCUAAUGGAACCUGCUUCUCGGGUUCUUUCCAACCUGUAUUUGUUUUCUAAAAACUGAGUCCUCUGGAGAACUCCCCUGAUAGCAAAAUCAAAUGCAUCAUCUAUUGUUCCAACUUA